CGUUUUCAAAAGAAGUUUCAGAAUUUUAGAUGAUUGUUAAAACGAUGAUUCAAAAAAUAAAUUGUAAAAAGUAGUACAAUUUAAAUGACAAAAUUGACCAUUUAAAAUUUGAUGGAACCAGGCAACGUUAUGCUAAUCAAGGAAAGAUACCAAUAUAAUCAACUGAUUAAGAUUAAUUAUAGCUGAAGCAGUGAAUUUACAGCAGCAGCAGCAGCAGCGAUUGUAUUCAAAUGAGCGUCGCCGCCGCCUUCAAAUCUCUCAAAUCUUCCGCCCUCUUCUCAUGGAAACCCACGGGAAAGCUACAGAAGACUGUGGCGAAUUGCAUCGAGAGAACCGGCCAGGGACUCCACUCGGGUGAAAUAUCCACUGUUAAAAUUCUGUCGGAGGCCGCCCGCGCCGGCCGCUACUUCAUCUUCGGGUCAAACGUUAUUCGCGCAUCGAUUGACAACAUUGUGAGGGACACGCCUCUAUGCACUGCGCUUUCGAGAGAUGGCUACAGCGUUCGAACCGUCGAGCACUUGCUCUCCGCUCUCGAGGCCUGUGGCGUCGAUAACUGCCGCAUUGAGAUUGGCGGAUCCAACAAUUGCGAUCGCUCUGUUGAGGUUCCUAUCUUUGACGGGUCAGCAAGAGAAUGGGUGGACGCAAUCAAUCAAUCCGGAUUAAAGGUGGCUGUAGAUAUUGGUGGUCAAAGUUGUCAAAAAUUAGCGCCGUAUCUCAACGAACCUGUUCAUGUGCUGCAUAAUGAUUCUUUUAUAGCAGCAAUCCCUUACCCGAAAGUCUGUAUCACAUACGGGAUUGACUACCCACAGGCACCUGCAAUUGGUUGCCAAUGGUUCUCUUCCUCAAUGUUGGAUGAAUCUAUCUACUCCAAUUCUAUUGGUCCAUCUAGAACAUUUUGUAUUUAUGAAGAGACUAUACCAUUUCACUUUCUCAGCUUCAUGUAUCCUCUUAAAAAUAUGUGUGCGAGAAGUUUGACUCAUCGUAUAGGACCAGUCACCAGAAUAGUAUCUUUUAUCUUCUACACGUUUCCAGCUUUGAGUGGCUUCGUCUCUGUAGAGGUGGAACAUAUGCGCAACUUAGGACUUAUCAAAGGGGGUUCGGCAGAAACAGCUAUUGUCUGUAGCAUGACUAAGGGAUGGAUGAAUCCACCUCUGCGCUACGACAAUGAACCUUGCAGGCAUAAGGUGUUGGAUCUUAUUGGCGAUUUUUCCCUUUUGGCUGAAGAGGGUAAUCAAGGUCUUCUGGUGGCUCACAUUGUUGCUUAUAAGGGUGGACACUCACUGCAUGCUGAAUUUGUUCGCCGCUUAGUUGGGAAUGAUGCAGUUUCUGAGGAGCUCACAGCUUAGAAGAACAACGGAACUUCAUGCAUACAAGAAGCUAAGGUAGACAUCAUUGUCCCAUAAUAAUUGCAGUGCAUGUAAAGCUGAUCGUUGACAUGCAUAAAUUUUAUUUAACUCAUUUAUUGGUUUAUUUUUUUAACUCUGGUAACACUUUUCUAAUAUUGCAUCACUCUUGGAAACAUUGGAUGCCUUACCUGAUACAGUGAUACUCCAUAAAUCUACCUCAUAAAUGUCACAACGUUAUAUUACUGAAAACAUAAAUUGUAAUACAAUUUGUGAUUUUAAAAUUUAAAA
Messenger RNA from Salvia splendens (bonfire salvia), 1634 nucleotides. RefSeq names its product probable UDP-3-O-acyl-N-acetylglucosamine deacetylase 1, mitochondrial. The transcript has 9 exons. The record is from RefSeq and is a predicted model, not a curated record. Gene Ontology annotation, biological process: lipid A biosynthetic process. Gene Ontology annotation, molecular function: UDP-3-O-acyl-N-acetylglucosamine deacetylase activity. NCBI's taxonomy places the organism in Eukaryota, Viridiplantae, Streptophyta, Magnoliopsida, Lamiales, Lamiaceae. Bases 231 to 1346 code for a protein of 371 amino acids.